AUGGAACUUCCUCCAAUUCCGGCUAAACAUGCCGACUGGAUCGCACAUGUCUCUAGCCACCCAGACAAGCCUCUGGGCGAGUUGAUGGCUCCAUACAAAGAAUAUGAUGCCAGACUACGCGAAAUCUUCGCUCAGCAACCCGAACACCCAGUGACCGCAACCCCAAAUGUUGUCCCAGUCUUUGCAGGACACGAGAACAAGCUCAUGGUUCGCGCUCGCAAUCGUGCCAACGAGCCCGAGGAUGAACGCCAACGUUAUCUAAUGCCUCUCAGCGCGGCAGAUCGCAGGCCUAACGGUUCCCCAGCUGUUUUGAAGUCGCUCAAUCAGUUUCAAACAAACUUUCAACUAUUCUCCGAAUCAUCUCUCGUUGACUUGGAUUGGUCCAACGUUGUAGCAGCAGGCAGUGCGGUUGUGACCUCACUCCUGCCUGUUCCUAAUCAACACACAGCCUCCAAACGAGCCCUUCGCGAAUAUUACCAUCAAAAGUUGGCACCAGCUUCCGACGUUGAUCUUUUCCUCUACGGUCUCACGGAGGAAGAGGCUAUCGAGAAGAUCAAGCAAAUUGAACAACGCAUCAAGGACUCGAUUUUGUCAGAGACAACCACAGUCCGAACCAAGAAUGCCAUCACCAUCGUAUCGCAGUACCCAGUCCGGCAUGUCCAGAUUGUCUUGCGCAUCUACCGUUCCAUUUCCGAGAUCCUUACGGGAUUCGAUGUGGAUUGCUCAUGUGCUGCCUAUGACGGAAAACAAGUCUAUGCUAGCCCUCGCGCUCUGGCUGCAUUCAUGACUCAGAUCAACACGAUCGAUUUGACACGUCGUUCACCCUCGUACGAAAAUCGCCUGGCCAAGUACGCACGGAGAGGAUUUGAAGUUUACUGGCCGCUGCUCGAUCGUUCUCGCGUUGAUCCAACGCUGUUUGAGCGCUCUUUUGGACGUACACUUGGCCUCGCUCGGUUGUUGGUGCUCGAGAAGUUGCCCAAAAGUAGCGAUAGAGAGGCGUAUGUCGAUCAGCGUCGCGCUGAACGUGGCAGACCGAAGAUCCAUCGAUACCCUACACGUAAGCUGCGGGGCAACAUGAAACAAGAGCACGAGGAAGAUGUUGCAGAAUGGGUGGAGACGGAUGAAGUCAGUGAUUACCACACCUUUACUAUUCCGUAUGGGCCACAGUUCCAUGCACGAAAGAUUGAAAAAUUACUGUAUGUCAAAGACCUGCUGCUCAACGCCGAAUGGAACCGACCAAAGGAACGCGAGACCGGACUGCAUCGACACCCUGCAUUCUUUGGAGAUGCGACUGAUGUUAUAGGAGAUUGCUGUGGCUAUUGCCCUGAGCCAGCCACGCCCGAAGAAAAAGAGAUUGCCGCUGAAAAGAGCAAAAUAUAUGUGUCUGGCAACAUAUCCUUUCUCAAAGAUGACCCGGGACGUCAGGCUAUUGGAUCAUUUCAUCCUCUUACAGACGAUGACUGGACAGAGAUGGCUUAUGUCGGGAACACUGCAAGGCUAUGUCGAGCCAUUGUCGAGAGCGACCUUGAACAUGUCCAGGACUGGCUGAACCAGGAAGAUGCGGAUCCAAACCGGCGAGAUUAUACUGGCCGCACGCCACUUCACCUGGCAGUCAUGACAUCCACGCCUCAAAUUGUCCAAGCUCUCAUCGAUGCAGGUGCUCGUCUUGUUGCCCGCCUUUUUGAUGGCAAAACCGCUCUUCAUCUCGCGGCUAUGCGCGGCGAAGCAGAUAUGGUCAAAGCACUUCUCACUAAAAGCGAAGCCAACGAAGAGCUGGAAGCAGAAAAGGCCACUCUCAAGCAAAGACACCGGGAUAAGCUGAGCAGCGAUAUUUGUAAAGACGCUGAAGAGCCAAGGGAAGAAAGCAAUAAUGAUUCUGAUUUCUCUGAUGAAGAUUCUAAUAACGCCGAUGCGACGACCGAAGGCUCUUUCAUAAAGAUUGCCCACCGAGAGCCAGAGAUCCAUGAAGCCCUACCGGAGGAUGCGGAUGACGAACCCGAUGUUUACGACGUGAAUGUAUUGUCCUGGGAUGCACCAGUAUCUGCACUGCAUCUUGCCAUUGCAAAUGGUCACGUUCAUGUUGUCAAGCUCCUCGUCCAAGAGUUCGGUGCUGAUGUGCUGUUACCCAUCAAGCUUGUCAACAAUUACAACAAAUCCCCGCGGGCUGCAAUUCUUCCGGUAGUUCUCGCGUUACGCCUAUCGCCCGAAAAAGCUAAGGAAAUGACCAAUGUGCUGGUUAGCCUUGGUGCAUCACCUGCUCAGGCUGACCUCGGGCAUGUAACGGCACUUAAUUACUUUGCUGCGUACGGAGUGGAUUUAUUAAGAGUCUUGAUAUCAUCAAACCGGCCUGCAGCAGAACGAGCAGCAAACCAUGUAUCUACGGAUGCUAGGCAGUAUCUACAGCCUCCUAAGAGCGCGUUGCUCACAGCAAUUGAGAGUGGAGAUGCUGAAGCCGUUGACGCACUGUUAGAACUCGGAACCAAACCUGACAUCGAUCUUGCUGCCCAUCUGGCAGCCAUGAAUAGCGAUAAAAAACUCGCUUCUGGUGACGAAGGAACCCUGCUGUUCUUGAGAGGGAAUUCUGAGCAACCUGUAUUCUCUGCAGUACGUCACGAUAUGCUGUCAGUCGUUCGAAAGCUCUUGGAAGCUGGCACAGACGUCAACUGUCUGAACUCAAACGCUUGGAGAGCAAUCAGGAGCGCUUCGUACACUGACCGUGAUACGGGGACUCUCUUAGAUAUUGUCCGCUUCAGAAUGGCAACAAUGCGUACGUUCAUCGACAUAGGCAAAGUUGAAGGCGUGGGCGGCCGGAUGGGCAGCAAUGGCUGGGUCGAUACUCGCUAUCAAAGGAAGCGCUUUUUGCCAAUACCGCUGAAGGAUGACGCUCACUAUCUUGAAGACUACAAACCAAACACGUACACUCAUUGGACGGUGAGCACACAAAUCGAUAAGGCCAAAGUAGCCUACAAGGACAGCUUGGAGGAGUAUGAAGAAUGGCUAGAUUCCGAGCAAGAACCCGCGGGUAUGGAGGCAAAGAAAUUGGCCAUUGAAUCCCUCCUCGAAGAGUACGAAGCGCUCGAAUCGUACUUAGUUGAGCACGGGGCGAGGACAUUCACGGAGCUAUAUCCCGCAGUCCAGCUUGUGCAAUCCCCGGUUUACAAUCAUUAUGGACUCAAUCAGGAGCCUCCCAAGCCAUGGAGCCCAAAUAUAGCCUUCAGCCUCCCAUAUAUGAAAGACGAGCGAAAAGCUGGGUACAUCAAGCUGUUUGAGGCAUGCUGGGAAGGCGAUAUUUCGACAAUCAAAGAGCUCACUCUAGCCAUGUGGGAUAACAACCAAACUCCUCUCAAAAUUGCUGCACAGGAUUCGGCCGGCUUCUCGCCAUUUUCCAUUGCGAUACUGCGCAAGCACUAUGGCAUCGCAAACGCCAUCCUAGAGAUUGCACGCGCACAGUACAGCCCUCCAGAAACGCCAUUGACUAAGCACACGAUUCAACCGGUAGAUGAAGACGAUUCCAGUACCGACGGUGGCCAAGAGGACAUCCGAAUCUACUCUGAGAUUUUGGACGAUCGCUUUACCAUUGAGAACAUCGGGGAGGUGCAAAGUCAGGUCCAAAGCACUGUAAAACCCAUCGAGAUGAUUUCAUGGCGUUUUCCAUCGUUCCUGUUCCCCCAGGAGUCCUGCAUGUCACGAAAUUUUUCGCAUCCAUCGAAGCUCUUUAGCAGCGAUGACAACAGACCCUACAACCUCUUCCAAUUGGCAAUAUACAUGGAAGACUCCGAAUUACUCGAGUUCUUGAUUGCAAAGGGUGAGGAAUACAUCCAAGUCACACCUGGACCUGCAGAUGAAAACACGCCAAGUUUUUUCCGUUUCUCCGAAGAUGAUUUUCAUUAUGCCAUUCGAUUUGGUCGGGUGGAGCUGCUUAAGAAGAUUAUCAGAAAGACUGGGGCAGGCUUUCCCUUGGAUGACCUCGUCAGCAAGAGUGGUAUAGAGAUGCUUGUAAAGCCAGAAUACUAUCAAGGACUCUCGGUUCAUGGCAAAAAGCGAAAGGAUUGGGCAAACGCCGCAAGAGGGGUUCCGAAAGGAGUUUCUGAUACACAACAUCCGCCCCUGCUGCAUGCCGCUCGUCUUGGAAGCUUGAAAAGCGUCGAGUGGUUCAUGAGUGAUGCUGCACUACGCUGUUAUUUACAGUUUGCGGAUGAUCACCACGAAGACAUUCGCAUCCAAAACCUUGCAAAAACUAAGGGUGGAGUGAAAGCAUCCAUCACCAAAUGGCUCGGCUUUCACUCUCACUUGCUGCUGCAUUGUGUGGUGCUGAGCGAAAACAGAAAGAACUCUUUUCCUCUACUUCGGUAUUUGUGCAAGGAACACCCUGAAGCCCUUGAACACCGUUCUGCGAGUGGCAUGACACCUCUCCAUCUGGCCUUCACUCUCCGCCGCCUUGAGAUGGUCAAUAUUCUUCUAGACGCUGGCGCCGACCAAACGACAAGAAGCAAUGAUGGAAACAACAUCGUUCACUCGAUGCUAGCUACUCGGGGGAGGCACGUCACUGACAUUGACGCUCUUCGUGAGCUGUUUGGUCUAAUUGAUCCUCGCCUUCUUCCCAGCUUGUUCCUCGAGCGAACGACGAACUUCCCUGGUGCAGCCACGCCACUUGGGUACUGGAUCCACAUAAGUACGAGAUAUUGGCAAAACCAGAUCAACAAAGGAAAUCAUGAGGCAAUCCUUUAUCUGCUACUUGAGUUGAGCAAAGGCGAGGACCUUGGCAUAAUCAAUGGUGAUGGGGACACACCUGUUCAUGCUGUAGUCCGGUACCGUGCAGAUAGCAUGCUACGCAUCAUGCUUGAAUGUCGCCCUGAACUCGUCUUUUGCGAGAAUGCCUCUGGGUGCACCCCUCUUGAAAUGGCAGAGACAUUGUAUUUUUCAGAGGUCUUUAGUGAUCCGCCGUCACUGCCACCCACUAAUCAGUCGCAAGGUCGCAGAGGGGGAUUCACAGGUGUGCUUGAGCGAGAGCCACCGUCAUUCAUCAACGAGCCGGAAGAUGUUCGCCCUGAUAAGGAGAAGGUAUUGCAAAUUUGCAGAGAUUUUGCUGCAGAUCAAGGCAAGGAUCACAAGAGAAGGCUUGUUAGUCUCAUCGAGGCGAACGAAGUUGCAAAGAGGCUUGCGUCGAAGACCAGAAAGGAUGAUGCAGCCGAGCAUGCAGUCAAGGAGGAAUGUGCAGAGGACAAAGAGGACAGGAAGAGUGAUCAAGGCGACGCGGUGACUGCAUGGUUCUCUUGGAACCUGGAAUGA
Exserohilum turcica Et28A is the source of this 5289-nucleotide messenger RNA. RefSeq lists its product as uncharacterized. The transcript has a single exon. The coding region runs from base 1 to 5289 and encodes 1762 amino acids. Gene Ontology annotation, molecular function: protein binding. Lineage: Eukaryota; Fungi; Ascomycota; Dothideomycetes; Pleosporales; Pleosporaceae. The record is from RefSeq and is a predicted model, not a curated record.